AUGUCUAUUUUACAGGACUCGCUGGAGCAAAACUCGCUAUUUCAAGCCGAGCUUUCUUCGGGAGCAAUCAUUCCACAAACUGAUGUUUUCGAUGAGGAAAUAUGCCUGGGAGCAAUUAUUGGUAUCACGGCACAGCUGGAUCGCGAUGAUGCAUUGAUUCGAUGUUUGGCCGACCACGGCGCACCUUUCCUAUGUUUCUCGGUUCUCAAGGAGGGGAAUUUCUUCCUUCUUGGGCAUGAAGAAGAUAAAUUCGCCCGUCUCAACAAGCAGCUAUGCACCGGUCUUUCAAAAGCGACAAAUGAUCAACAAAUUCGACUACAGGCAUAUAUUACUAGAGAAGAUGCAAGGUUAGCAGUGCGGAAAAAAUACGGCGAAAGGCUGCUACCAAUUGAAAUCAACGUUUACGCCCCCUUAAAUGGCGUGGACGAUGUGGGAGCUAGAUUGAGCAAAUCUCAUAUUUUCCUGCAGCCUCUUCGCUAUGGGCUUGAGGAGAGGAGAUACAUGAAUCCACAUGUUCUACGAUUUGAGGGACAACCGAGUGACGAUUUACUCCACUAUUCUACUAUAGCUGACUGGGAAGAGAUAGAUCCAAAUCACUUAUCAAGCAAUGAAAGCCUCUCUGAUGAUGUUGAUGAAAUUGACAUGGACGACAUGUUUGGUGUUCAAUUGCAACAUAUAUUUCAAGCCAACGUGCCUAUCGACCGGCGUAUCAAGAGCGACCUCUUACAAGUUGAAGUCGGUAUUGAUCUUCGCUACAGUUACCAGCAUGUUUUCAAUGGCGAGAGGCGCGCAAAGCCACAAGAAGCCAGCGGCGGAAUUCUGGCCGAUGAGAUGGGCCUGGGGAAAUCCCUGGUGACUCUGUCAGUCAUCGCUGGUUCUCUCGAUGAGGCAGAAAAUUUUUCAGGGCGACAGGAGCAAUCGGACGUUUCCCAAAAGAAGAACCCAACUCAGGCGACACUUAUUGUGGUUCCAUCAACGUGCAAGUCUUGGCCCAAAACCAUGAGGAAGUACAUUUAUAGUAUCUAA
Molecule: messenger RNA, 1026 nt
Organism: Penicillium crustosum
Lineage: Eukaryota; Fungi; Ascomycota; Eurotiomycetes; Eurotiales; Aspergillaceae
Product: Helicase C-terminal
Exons: 3
Coding region: 1-1026 (341 amino acids)
Molecular function (GO): ATP binding; ATP-dependent chromatin remodeler activity
Source: RefSeq, a predicted model, not a curated record